AUGAAGAAAAAACGCAAAAAGAGAACACACACAGAAGAAGGUGGUGGCUGCUUUUUAGAUAUUGAUACCAAGGGUCAUUCUUUCCAUAACCACCACCUUGUAGUUGCAGAAAGCCCUAGAUGUAAUGAGAGUGUAAUCAUUUUGAUUUGUAUGCAUUAUUAUAUCAAGGAGUUAGAUAUCUUGCAUGAAUGCUCUCUUCUGGGUAGGGAUUACAAUGGGUUUGACUCAAUUCAAAGCUUCUUUUAUUCUGGUAAGAAUUUCACGAAGCCUUCUCACCAAGGGUACCCACACCAGAAUUUCCAGGAAGAAACAGAGUUUCUUAAUGCAAUUUUCCCAAAUGGAGCAGCAUAUCGUAUGGGACGCAUGAAUUCUGAUUGUUGGUACUUGUAUACUUUGGAUUUCCCAGAAAGUCGGGUAAUCCAUCAGCCAGAUCAAACCCUGGAAAUUCUGACGAGUGAGCUUGACCGCGUUAUGGACCAGUUCUACAUGAAAGAUGGUGUUACUGCAAAGGAUAUCACUCGUGAGAGUGGAAUUCGUGACCUGAUACCAGGUUCUGUCAUUGAUGCCACACUGUUCAAUCCUUGUGGGUAUUCAAUGAAUGGAAUGAAAUCGGAUGGAACUUAUUGGACUAUUCACAUCACUCCAGAACCAGAAUUUUCUUAUGUUAGCUUUGAAACAAACUUAAGUCAGACCUCCUAUGAUGACCUGAUCAGGAGAGUUGUGGAAGUCUUCAAGCCAGGAAAAUCUGUGACCACCCUGUUUGCAAAACAGAGUUCUAAAUGUCGCACAGUGCUUUCUUUGCCCCAGAAGAUUGAAGGUUUUAAAGGUCUUGAUUUCCAGAGCGCUCUAUUCAGUGAUUACAAUUUUGUUUUUACCAGUUUUGCCAAGAAGCAUCAACAACAGCAGAGAUGAUUAAGAAAAAAGACAAAAAAACGCAAAAAGAGAACACACUUAGAAGAAGGUGGUGGCUGCUUUUUAGAUAUUGAUACCAAGGGCCAUGCUUUCCAUAACCACCACCUUGUAGUUGCAGAAAGCCCUAGAUGUAAUGAUAGUGUAAUCAUUUUGAAUUGUAUGCAUUAUUAUAUCAAGGAGUUAGAUAUCUUGCAUGAAUGCUCUCUUCUGUGUUUAGGUAUCCUAUGCCACUCUUGCUGUGAAAUUGAAGUGCAUGUAGAAAAAACCUUUUACUAUAUGAAACUUUACAACACUUGUGAAAACAAUUCAAUUUGCUUUAUGCCCAGUGUAAUAUUUCUCCAGGUAUCAUCCAAAAUUCCGCACAGACAAGGCUUUCGUCCUCAUUAGGUGUUGACCUCAGCCUAGCCAUCUGGGACCGCUCUAUUCAAUUGCUACCAGGAUUUUGCAUCCAGUUACCUCCACUUUCUAGAACAUAUUCUCUACUAAUGUUACUGAAACCAAUUUCUACUUCAUACAGAUGUUUUUGCAGCACCAAAGUUCUUCUUCCACGAGUUGAGUCCUCUACGAAAAUGACUGCAGUUAUCCAUUUCGUGUAUUACUAUCUCACUGCUUCCUAUACUUGUGUUACUUUAAUUGAUUCGUUCCUCACCAUGCUGUCUCCCUACCAACCACAGCCCCUCCAUAAAGCAAUACACUGUUACACUGUGGGUUUACACUAACCUUACACCCCAGAGGGGGAACGGGGGGAUGGACCCUGGGCUUAAUUUUCUUUUAAGGUCAAGGGAGUUUGGCAUUUUUCAUUACCAUGAGCUCUUUUGGAAUAAGCGGGUGUUGACUAGCAAAGAAGGUAUAGAUUGAUACUAGGGAAUAUUGGCAGAACUGUAUAGAAACUGUAUGCCAUUCUGUGCCCCCAUUAAAUGAGAUUAGCUUCUCAUGAGUACCAUGCCUUUAUUAACUUGCUAAGUAGUAGCAUAAAAGAAUUAUCACUACAUUUGUUAGCAAGGAGAUUUAAGAUAAAGGUUGUAUUGGAUUCAACAAGUCAAGUCAGCUCAGAUGAUUCACCUUAACUUUUACUUUCGUAGCCAUUUACACUAAUUUCUAUUAAUAAUAUGCCAUAAACUUUGGUUCAAGGCAGAAUCGAUGUCUUUGCCAUCUUGUGACUUAAAAAGUUCUGUGACUUUGUGAUGCAUGUGGUAGUGUUCUGACGGUUCCUCUUACUGGUAUUUCUUUCACCAUGGAGUAGCAUCAAGUGAUGAAUGAGAACAGUUCAGGUCAUUCAGACAUACUACACAGUGAAGCAGAAUGCUAUCCAUAAAACAUAACAUACAAAAUUCCAAAAUGGUCAAUGGGAAAUGACUAGAAAUACGGGCUUAAAAGAGUUGGCAUCUUUUAGCUGUAUUUGCUAAUAUAGACGUUUAAGCAGCUGAGAAAAGAGCAAAGCUGACUCAAUUUUGUAUUUCUUCUUGUCCUCAAACAAUUUUUUAUCCUUUCUGGAUUGAUGCAGUGAUGUUUUUGUUCCUUCCAUAUUUAUAAAUGAAACACUUUUUUUUAGUGUUUCUAAACAUAAAUUUUACUUGGUUUGAAAUCAAGUGGUUGGAACACUUUUGACUUUUAAACAUGUUGUUGAUUCAAAGCUUCAUUGAAGAAGCUUUCAAUCAAUGGAUCAGUCCAAUUGUGUAAUUAGCGCACAGUAUCUAAUGUUUGGGGGCUAUUAUGAGGACCAAUGCUCAAAGUGGAUUUUGUUCUUGAACAGUAUCCCAGUAGAUUUGAUGAACAUUUAUUGGCUUGAGGUCUGAUUUCUCCCCCCCAAUAGAUUUAAGAUUUCUAUUUAAUGUUGAAAAACUGCACAAAUUUGUAUGGAACAGAGCCUAGAAAAAUGAAAGCUAUAGAUUGAAUAGUAAUCUAAAUUAAUCCCAGUGUGUAUGACAGAGGAGGGAAAAUAUUGGUGCCAUAAUUUCUCUCUUCAUGGUGUUGGACUUAAAUCAGUUGAAAUGUAUUACUGUACCACACUUUAAGCUUCAGUAAAGGUUUGCUUAAUUCAUUGUCUAGUGACA
Physeter macrocephalus (sperm whale) is the source of this 2966-nucleotide messenger RNA. Its product is annotated as S-adenosylmethionine decarboxylase proenzyme-like. Gene Ontology annotation, cellular component: cytosol. The record is from RefSeq and is a predicted model, not a curated record. Lineage: Eukaryota; Metazoa; Chordata; Mammalia; Artiodactyla; Physeteridae. Gene Ontology annotation, biological process: spermine biosynthetic process; spermidine biosynthetic process. Gene Ontology annotation, molecular function: putrescine binding; adenosylmethionine decarboxylase activity.